Molecule: messenger RNA, 2186 nt
Organism: Falco peregrinus (peregrine falcon)
Lineage: Eukaryota; Metazoa; Chordata; Aves; Falconiformes; Falconidae
Gene: SNAP25
Product: synaptosome associated protein 25
Exons: 9
Coding region: 316-936 (206 amino acids)
Biological process (GO): exocytosis; synaptic vesicle fusion to presynaptic active zone membrane; synaptic vesicle priming
Cellular component (GO): plasma membrane; synaptobrevin 2-SNAP-25-syntaxin-1a-complexin I complex
Molecular function (GO): voltage-gated potassium channel activity; syntaxin-1 binding; SNAP receptor activity
Source: RefSeq, a predicted model, not a curated record
GGCCAUCUUUGAUGAGGGCACGGCUCCCGAUCCAUUGAAGAAGGAGACCCGGGGAGGUCAGCAGCGGCUGUCCUUGCCUCCCAUCUGCGGCACCGACCCACCGACCCCGCAGCCGCGGCCCGGCGUAGCGCUCCAUAAGCAGAGUUAUUUGGAAGAUGUGCCAACUGCUCCUUUGGUUCCUUCCCCUCUCCUGGAAAUUAUAGCUCACAGUGGAACUGUGCAGAUGCCAGUUCAUUGAUCCGCCCUACAGAGGCUCACAAGCAGCUGAGCGCAAAUCCUUGAUCUGCAGCUUCCACAAACACACCCACAGCUAAAAUGGCGGAAGACGCUGAUAUGCGCAAUGAGUUGGAAGAAAUGCAGCGGCGUGCCGACCAGCUUGCUGAUGAAUCCCUGGAGAGCACCCGUCGAAUGCUGCAGCUUGUUGAAGAGAGUAAAGAUGCUGGUAUCAGGACUUUGGUUAUGUUGGAUGAGCAAGGAGAACAACUGGAACGCAUCGAAGAGGGAAUGGACCAAAUCAAUAAGGACAUGAAAGAAGCAGAAAAGAAUUUGACGGACCUAGGAAAAUUCUGUGGUCUUUGUGUCUGUCCAUGUAACAAGCUUAAAUCAAGUGAUGCUUACAAAAAAGCCUGGGGCAAUAAUCAGGACGGUGUUGUAGCCAGCCAGCCUGCACGUGUUGUAGAUGAACGGGAGCAGAUGGCCAUCAGUGGUGGCUUUAUCCGCAGGGUAACAAAUGAUGCCCGGGAAAAUGAAAUGGAUGAGAACCUCGAGCAGGUCAGUGGCAUCAUUGGCAACUUACGUCACAUGGCCCUGGACAUGGGCAACGAGAUCGACACACAGAACCGCCAGAUUGACAGGAUCAUGGAGAAGGCUGAUUCCAACAAAACCAGGAUUGAUGAAGCCAACCAGCGUGCAACAAAGAUGCUGGGCAGUGGUUAAAUGCAGCAAAGUGCAUUUCCUUUUAUCACUGUCCGACAGGGCAGUACCUUCAUGCUUUUAUCAUGGUAUUUAUCUACUAGGUUUGCACACAUGCACAUAUCAGCCCCAUUGUAAAUGUUGUCCUGUGUAGUUCGUCAGCUCUCCAAAAAUGAUACUUGUAAUUAUUUUUUUCUAGAUAUCUUUCUUUCCAAAGGUUGUACAUAGUGCUGAUUUGAUGGCUAUAGCUCACUAUGAUGAUUUUUGGGAUUUUUUCUUUCCUUGUUUCUGUUUUGGGUUCCUUUCCUUUUUUCCCUCUCCUCUCUUUUUUUUUUUUAAUCAUGUUUGCUGAAUGACAACACUGUUGGAAUGCUAAACGUGCUGUUAACCUUUAAAUAUACAGUAUUGUUCUUGUAAAACUGUGACAUUCCACAGAGCUACUGCCAUGCUCCUGUCUUUGGGUAUCAUGAUGUUUAAGCACUUGAACCUGCUGUCUUCAGUUCUUCAUAGCCAUUAUCUGUUGUUAUGAUUUCAUAAUUAGACAAUGUGGAAUUAUAUUACUAUAACAAGCAUUGCACUAAAAAGUGAUGUGAUUUAUGCAUUUAUGCAUGAGGAAUAAAUAGACUUUUAGACUCCUACUUAAACAAGAAUUUUCCCAUGGCAGUAGCACACCAACAAUGACAACAAAAGCAUGCUCAGUAUUCGGACUCUUUUGGGAAUAUGUUAUACCAGCAAGUUCGCAGUUGUGCCACUUUUUUCUUGUUGAUAUAUAUAUAUAUAGUUAUUAAUCAUGAUAAUUUUUUUUAAUUAUGAAAAAAAGAGGGAUUUGGCACUCACCAUUUAGCCAUUGCCAGCAAAAUAAAAGCUUGGCUGAAAAUAUGUCAAAGACAAAAAGAAAUAAGUGUAAUAUAUUGGGUUUGUCUGCUGCUUUUGAAGACUAUCUUUUGGAGGAAACGACUACCAUAUGAAAUGGUGCAAAGAAAUGUAAUUUUUAUAAGGCUCUCUCUUACUAGUCGCUAUCCCCAUGUGGUUUGUUAUCAGUACAGUUCUCUGUUGCUUACCUAGAGCUAUGCACACCAAAUCGCUGAGAUGUUUAGUAGCUGACUUAAUUAAAAAAUAAUAAAAAAACCUAAAUGAAUGAACUCUAGAUAAACUGUGAGAUAAAUAUCAUUUACAGCAUGUAAUAUGAAAUUCCUUAUGUCUCCUGUCAGUUUGUGAAGUGAUUGACAUUUUGUAGCUAGUUUAAAAAUUAUUAAAAAUUCUAGAUCUCAGAA